AUGGAAAAUCCAAGCCAAGGACGCAAUGGUUCAGUCCAGGAUGACGUUCUAUCGGUCACUUCGACCAUCGAAGAAACCCAUAAUUCAGACGAAGAAUUCACAGUCGAAAGAAUCCUGGCGGACAGACUCAUCGAGGGUAGGGUUUUGUAUCUUGUUCAAUGGGAAGGGUAUGAACUCUCUUCGGCAACCUGGGAACCGGAAGAUUGUUUCAAGCCUGGGACAAUAUCAGACUGGGAAGACUUCAAAAGGAAGACGGGCAGAUCCACUGCACUGGGCUUCACCGUACGCAGAUGGAAAGAUUCUGUCGAAUGUACUAUUAAAAGGAAACGCGCCCGCCAUGAUGCACGGAACCGCAAACGUGCCGCCUUGGGCGAGUCAACGACGGAGUUUUCUUCCCUCUUCGAGGAAUACUUGAACGCCCUGCAAAUUGGUCUGGAAGGCGAGGAAGAUCCGGACAGCGAAGGCGACUCGGCAGGGAAAGAGACCCGCAAAGACAAUGAAGAUGCGCAACGAGAAGAUGAAGACUCCGACGAUGAGAUGACGGUCUUGGAAACGCUGCGUUCAGCUGGCCAUAUUCGACCGCAGACAAAUAGCGGCGAGGAACAGUCGAAUAUUGAGGCCGGCCCAAAUGCAACAGCACAAAAUCCACAACCGGUGAGCCGGAAGCGCCGACAGUCAGAUUCGAUUAUUUCUCCCACCGCUGCUGCUCACGUACCGGAACAGGGCGGUAAAAUGAGUGUUCUGAAGAAUGCACCCUACCAGGUAAGAAGAAGGAUGUCGACGUCGACUACCAAAGGAGCGAUCAGCAGACAGGCGAUCAUCUCGACUCCAAAGCAGAGGGACGUGGCGUCUGUCCGUUCCGGAAUCGCUGCGUCGUCGAAUCGAAUCGAGUCAAGCGCUGCCAAGGCAGGGGCCAUCUCUUCCAAUGUGUUUCUCGGAGGAAAGACGAGGAAAAAAAGAUCGACGCUUCUGGAUGCCGUAUCCGACUCAACCAAGGACCCAAAGUUCCUAAGACUUCGCCAUCAACGACUGGUGGAGAAGCAGUUGAGAGAUGGAGAAGGCACCAGGGCACCGAGGCGACCGUCUGGUGAGGUUUUCUCUCUCGCUGGCCACACGCAGCAGGUCCUCGGGCCCCAACCCUCAGCUUCAGAGCUCAUUAGUGAGAUGGACAUCACUUCGUCCACGAUGGGAAUGAAUAGCAGCCAGACGCUUCGGGAGACCACAGGUGGCUCCAAGCGAGAUCGGAAGACUCAUACCCAAGAUGGUGACGAGGCAAUUACCGACUCUACCGAGAACGUCAAGAAGCAGAGGCGCUCGGUUCAUUUUAGCGACGUGCCUGAAGUUAGGGAUGCUACGGAUUCCGAGAAGAGUGAAAUAAUUGUCGCCGGUCCGGCUCUGGAUGAUAUGGCCAUCGAUGACGAUCAGCCAGCAGCAACGCCGCCGACGGAAGCCGCCAGUGGGAGCAGACAACCAGCCACUCAAUCGGUGUGCAAAGAGUGCCAGUUCGGCUCAGGUGCGGCACAGGCACUACAACUUGGUUUCGCAGGGGUGCCGGUUCAUGAGAAUAUCCCUUGGAUCGAGCAAUUCAAGUCCCAGAAUCGAAUCGUCUUCUCGCACUCUUGUACCGCGCAGAAUUUUGCGUUGCGGACAGAUCUGUGGGAAGAGCAACUCUGUCGAGGUCAUGUUUCCGAGGCCGGUGCGGCAGUUCGUUCGAUAGCCGAGCGCCUUCGAGUUGGUUCCCUGGGACUUCUCUGCUACGGUGGGAGAUACUGUGUGCUCGUCUUUCCAUCUGACUCUGAAGACUGGAAUCGAGGUGCUGAAGUUGACGCCUCCACGGCUUCGACGGACUCGGCAUUGAGCUACAUCAUCUUCAAGCCCAGGCCGAUCCUUGAUGCCUCAACGCUUGCACCUAUAGCGUACACGGCCGCGAGACCCGAGCCGAGUGCGAAAUCCGACCCGGCGCAUGUACCAGUUUUCGACAUGGUAUUUGGGCCAACGUAUUACCAGCUGCUACCUUCAGAGUCUCUGAACUCAAAGAAGCAUAAGUUUUUCAUCGCUUUCCCCCAUUGCGCGUUGGAAGAAGCUCUGCUAGUAUCACAGUGGCUGCGAGGCUCGGCCACGAGCUCGGACGCGGAGUGCGUCAUACUAACGAGCCUACAGCCGGGGCAUUGGCUGAACUUUGCCAAAGUCGACUCCGGCACUGUCAUUGUUCACGAAGAUGCUGUUUGGGCCAUCCGUCUGUUUCCAAACUUGGCCGAUCUGCUGCAUAAGUCUAGCAGAGUGUUUUCCUUCUGGAUUUUCAGGCGAGCACUUGUAUUGGAACAUCCACUUCCUUGCCUCGAACCUUCACCACUGGGAGCCAGAAACACCGAGUUAUGUCGGGUAUUCAGUCACGGAACCGCCAUCUUGGUCACGCCGAGCUUUUUCGUCGCACAGCCGGCACAGGCCUACAACUUCGUCAAGUGGUGGUAUCAAAACUAUUCCCCAAAAAGUAAAACCUUGCGGUCAGGUUCCCUCGUCGUCUGUGCCGGCAUUGCCGAUUGGAUCCGCGAUUUAGCCUUGGAAAAGACUCAGAGAUAUCACGACAAGCCGAAGGACAGGACGACGGAGGGUUUAACGCUAGCUGCGAUUGAGUCCCUAUUCAAGUCUUGGGCACUCAUGCGGCAGUUUAUGACGGAGCUGGACGAUGAGACGGAUGGCAGUAGUUUGGUGUUCGCGCCCGAGGACAUAGACGAUGACGAUGAACAGAGUCUGGUAAACUGGUUCGGCUGGUGGACCAUCUCGCACAUGCACCAAGUUCGAAAGCUUUACAUCCUAGGAUCCGGCAAGCAACAUCAUGCCCGGCUGACCAGGCUUUUGCAACCGCCGCACUUUAGACCCCUGGUUUCACGCGAACCGGACGCCAGGGCACGUCGGCCGUCGAAAACGCAGGAAACGUUGCAGUUGGUGCUUAGCGAUGAGGGGACCGCAAUCGCCGACUAUACGACCGGUCUAAACGAUUCGAUCAAGCAGAUGUCGGCCUGCCCGCUCAUCUUCUACAUGUAUCCCAUAUCGUACUGGAACCCCGACAUGGCCUUUCACUUUGGUGACUACAACUCAACUUUCUCCUCUUUCAGAGCCUGGCUUCACUUCUUUCCCGAUUAUAUCGACGACCGUACGACACGGGGGCACAAGAAGGCGAGGGCACCAUGGAUAAACACGUGUGCAGGACUGUUCUACACCAUCGAAGAAGAAUGGGAUCCCUCGCGUUUCCCGAAAAAUGCCAAGCCCAAUCGUCGGCCGUGGGCAGCGAUGCUUCGUCCAACGAAUCCUCAUAUAAAGCCAUGGAAAGGCAUAGAGUUGUUCAUCUGGGACUACGCAGCCCGAGAGCAGCAGGCCGAGGGCGAGCCGUUGUACGCUUCCGAUUUAAUCGAGGCACAGCAUAGGCUCGUGAAACUGGUCCAAGAGCAGAGCGGCGAGCAGCUUCGAUUGCCGCUGGAUCGCGUCUGGCUGGGUGGCUUUGUCCCCGGCCAAGCGCGCGGCGACUUCUCACACCCACUCGACGUGACGCUCGACUACUUGACCAAGCUUCCACAAAUGAUCCGAUCAUGGUUGCCGGCGCCGCAGCAGAUGCUACCCGACAAAGGGUGGAUGCCGGUCAAACUUGAGAAGCGGCCACAGCCAGGGUCCCCACAUCAGUCGGCGACACCUGAGGUCGUGGAUACGGUCAAGACAGAGGUUGCGGCUCAGGAGACGAGGCCGGCAGCGAUGAAGACGGUGUUCGAGCCGCCGCUGGCCAUCGGGCUCCGGUCCAGAGAUUAUAGCAGCUCCAACAGGCUGUACGAAUGGGCAGCCGCGCAACGGAGGAAUGGCGUGCGAGGCAAGUCCGAGUACAGGUUCCGACCGACGAUGGAAUGGUAUCACGACCAAGUUCUGGAGGGCCGAGGCUUCCACCACAUUACCGUCACAGACUGGAAGACCAUCUUUGAACGGUUUCAUAUUCACAACCCUAAAUAG
Molecule: messenger RNA, 3996 nt
Organism: Drechmeria coniospora
Lineage: Eukaryota; Fungi; Ascomycota; Sordariomycetes; Hypocreales; Ophiocordycipitaceae
Exons: 1
Coding region: 1-3996 (1331 amino acids)
Source: RefSeq, a predicted model, not a curated record